AUGGUGCGCGCGACCUUUCUCAGACGAGAGGAGUCCCGCUCCAACGUGCUUGUGGCUCCUGAGCUAGCCUGCUCGAGCAGCGAGCUUCUGGAGAGGCUGCUUUCCAUUCUGAAGGACCAAGGCCUUCGGUUGAAAGACCUACCGGAGUCUGACUCCCCCGACUUUGCCAAGCUCCUCCAAGAGCUGGGUUUCUCCUCGGCCCUCGAGCGGGUGAAGCUGGCGAAGGCCGUCCGGGCCUUGCGUAGUGAGAACGAGGCGAACUUGAAGGACAGCGAUGGGGAUACCAAGUUUGAUACGUGGCAAUAUGAGGAGAUGUCCAGGGUCCAGAAGGCUGAGGCCAAAUGCAUGGUGAAAGACUUUGUCAAGGCAAUGGUUCAUGGCCGGCGCCUCCAAAAACUGAGCGCCGAGACGGGUGAGAUCGUGGAUGUGCAGGUCUCCUUGAAUAAGAAGGUCGACCGACUGACGAUCGAAGGCAUCGAAGCUCAAAGGAACGAAGCUCCUAUCCUUACAGAUCUCUGUGACAUCCUGCAUGUCGAGCCCAUGACGGAGCCUGACCUGACUGUGCUCGUGAAAACCCGUGAUAGCGAGCUGUGCCUGCUGCUCCCAAGCUUGGAAGAGCGGGACGCUUUCACCAAUGCUUUAGGCUCAGUUUCUGUUUUCCGAUCGGCGCUCAUUGGAGAUGCCGUUGUCGGCGUCGAGAUGCAGAGCCUGGGAAGCGAAGCUGCAGAGGAAGAGAAGGGAGUCUUCACUGCAGAGGUGCGGAUCUUGAAGGAAACCAGCAACUUCCAGAUCUACAGAGACCGGGACUUUGAGCAGGGCUUCUAUCCUGCGCCAGAGGCGACUGGAGGAGGUUCAGACCAAGAGAUCCAAGGUCCCGAUGAGCUGGGCCAGGGCUUGAACUGGGUGGUGAAGGGAAAAGCCCAGAGCCAAGUUGGGGAUGUCUUCAAGAUCACCUUCCUGCGCCAAGUUCGACGGAGCCAGGACAAAAGGAGCAUCAGUUGGGAACGCUUGCGAAACGAGACCGUGGAUUUUCAGGAGAUGUCCAAGUCUCACAAGUACUACCUGGUUGGUUCCUGGAACCAGUUUCGCGAGUGCAAGGAAAUGCUCGAGGACCAGGUGAAUGGACAGAAGCGAGUGCUGAAGCAGGAAUUCACGGUGGGCAAGACUGGCACAGAAAAGUUUCAGAUCCUCUUGAACUGCAAUUUCUUGGCCACGGUGCAUCCAGAUGUGGACGAAGCGAGCCAGGCCGGGUACAAGCUCUGCGGCCCGGACGAUGCAGGCUCAGGGAAGUAUUGGGCCACGGGAACCUCUGAGAAGCUAAUCCAAGGUGACCACGUGAUGGUCUACCUGGAGCUGUCUGGGGGAUUGCCUCACAAUGUGUGGUGGGAGAGGUUCAACUCGCCAGAUGCUCACCAAGAGUAUCUGGCCGCCGGAGCGCAGCGCGUCUGGGAGAGGCACAACCGACUCAUGGGCCUCAUCCCAUGGCAGAGCGACGAGAA
Symbiodinium necroappetens is the source of this 1499-nucleotide messenger RNA. NCBI's taxonomy places the organism in Eukaryota, Dinophyceae, Suessiales, Symbiodiniaceae. The record is from the annotation of a GenBank genome assembly.